Trypanosoma rangeli is the source of this 390-nucleotide messenger RNA. RefSeq names its product retrotransposon hot spot (RHS) protein. The coding region runs from base 1 to 390 and encodes 129 amino acids. The record is from RefSeq and is a predicted model, not a curated record. The transcript has a single exon. NCBI's taxonomy places the organism in Eukaryota, Euglenozoa, Kinetoplastea, Trypanosomatida, Trypanosomatidae.
AUGCCUGCAAAGGGAGAGAGGGUGCAUGCUGGUAAUAGGAAGCAGCGUCCCGCAUCUGAUGUGCCGCAGGGAGGAGAGCGUCAGCUGAUGUUGGGGUUUGAUGGCAACAGCCAACAACCCGCACCGCAGCACCGAAGAGUGGAGGAAACUCUGCAGCAACCAAAGUGGACGCUUGCAAGCUCUAUCGAGGAUGCCCGUAAUGUGCGUGUUGGCCAAAGCAAUAUAAUUUUGCUGAACGACUUCCUUUGGCAGUACGUUGGCCCCAACAGAGCGGUGGGUGAAGACCAAAAUGUGGUGAUGGAGGUGUUUGUGCAGCAGCCCGCAGAAUACGUUACAGAGCAGAGACGUCGUGAGGGAAUCCUCAAUUCCACCAGGAUAUCAGCUUUUUGA